Molecule: messenger RNA, 1992 nt
Organism: Penicillium oxalicum
Lineage: Eukaryota; Fungi; Ascomycota; Eurotiomycetes; Eurotiales; Aspergillaceae
Product: CeGAL family transcription factor
Exons: 1
Coding region: 1-1992 (663 amino acids)
Biological process (GO): DNA-templated transcription
Molecular function (GO): zinc ion binding; DNA binding
Source: RefSeq, a predicted model, not a curated record
AUGAGAGAGCCAACAAAAACAGGAUCUGCAAGUUUUCUGGGUAGUUCCAGUGGAAUUCAUUUCAUCCGCCAUGUUUACGACAUCUUUAGCCGACGCUCGAAAGACGCGCAGCAGAUCCGACAACGCGAGAACAGCUCCGUACCCGGAGAAGAUGAUCAAUUGAAGCGGCAGGGUAUCGGCUCUACUGGGAGUGAUGGCUUUUGGAGCCCGAAUGAGGUGACUGUGGACCUGGAUGUGCGAUUCAGCUUCAAGGAUAUGGUAGCAUGGACCCGUUACUACUUUGAGAAUUGGCACCCAUGCUUUCCGUCUGUUCACGCACCGAGUGUAUUGGAAUCCAUGGCAGAGCUAGCUACUCAUGGGCCAUCAUCAGUUGAUCGCCUUGAUAUGGUGAUCAUCCGCUCGAUUCUUUCUAUCUCACUUGCGGAUGAGCGCCAGUCUCGAAUACACUCGCCAUGCAGGGGGUCAAUUCCCAGGACGCUCGUCUUUGAAGAUGUUCAACAUGUGACGCACGAAGUUCAUAUUUUGUUGGCUGAGAAUACCACACUUCGAACACUUCAGGCAGUUUUCACAGCUCAGCUGCUACUCGUUUCACUCUUGCGUCUGAAUGCAGCCUCGCGGCUAGGAGGCAUCAUCAUUCGCACAGCAUUCCAUUUGGGUCUUCAUCGUUGUCCCGGCCGAUUCUCGUGUUUCAGCGCUAGGGAGACUGAAAUUCGGAGACGUCUAUUCUGGUCUAUCUACUCACUGGACAGGUACCUAUCUCAAGCCCUUGGAAUUCCUUUGGGUAUCCGAGACGACGAUAUCGAUGUGUGCUUCCCAAAUGCCGAGACACACAAUAGUUCUUCCAAGGAGAUUGCUCAUGACCCUCGUCUGGACUUGCUUUCUCACCUCGCACGUUUUGCACAGGUGCGUGGACUGAUACUGGAGCUUCGGAACAAAUCAAUUUCCCAUAGCAAUGCCAGUACUGCAGAAGCAUCACGGGUCAACGGUGAGAUCGCCCAGUGGUGGAAUCGAGUUUACGACGCCGUGUAUCCAACCGAUGACAUUGCGGAGUUUCAAACGUGGACAAGCGCAAAAUUCAGCCCAUGUCACCGAUUGCUGUUGGAAAUUCUGAGGCACGAGGCAAUCAUUUCAAUGAAUCGACCUCUGCUUGCUGCAAAAAAGCCAAACCCGGAAUAUAAGCAUGCUCUUCAAACAUGCAUUUCAUCCUCUCGAUCUUUACUUCUGGCCUUGAAGAAUCACCUGUCCUCCGCGUUUGAUGCUCCUCUUACUUGGCCAUCUUAUACAUGGAUCACGUGGAUUGCCAGUCUUAUUCUGAUGUACGCUUCAUGGGAGGGCGAGAUACCCGUCACAACAGCCCUGAAACAUGCGAGGAUAGCCAUUCAAAUUCUUGAACAUCUUUCUCUCCGUGGAAGCAUCUGGCCAGAGACAUGCAUCGGGGCCAUUAAGAGCAUGCAAUCUAGUCUGUCUGCCAGAUCCCAUCUGCAGUCACGACACAGAGAUCUAGGUCAGCCCAUUGGUACGACCUACCGCUCAGACACGCACUCCAUUUCAUCGCCAAGCAAUUCUCCAAACCGAACGAGGACUUCCAACACGAUGUCUCCUACUUACCAGGUGACUUCGCAGUCCGAGAGCCAUGAUCCUUGCGAGGAUCAUGCAGAGAACAUGUCUUUUUCUGUAGAAAACGCGCGCCGUUCCGAUCCGCUUUCAUUUCCCACUCCAUCUGCUCCGGAGAAUGUUCAUGAUGGGAACGAUUCUUCAGCGCAUGAGAAUGAUGCGCAUGGAGGUAUAGACUCCGCCAAUCAAAGCCAAACGAUGAGCUCCCGGGAUACCGCCGGCGGAGUCUUUGAUGAUUCAGUCAACAAUGAUGCAUUUCUGAGUUCAACGAUUUUUGACCAGAACUCGUUUGCUUUCUCAGACCCUUUCUCAAUCAUGAUGACGGAUGCUUGGAGUGUGGCCGAUCGGCCGUGGACGAUCCAUGGUGAUCCCUGGUAG